Messenger RNA from Rotaria socialis, 336 nucleotides. Lineage: Eukaryota; Metazoa; Rotifera; Eurotatoria; Philodinida; Philodinidae. The record is from the annotation of a GenBank genome assembly.
AUGAAAAGCUACUGCAUUUUUGCUGUCUUAGCGUUCUUAUUAGUCUCCAAUGCACGCGCAUCGCCAUUGAAAGCAAACGAUGUGGAUAUUGGUCAAAAACUGAUACCUCAAGAACGCAUGCUGUCAGAAGCAUUGGCAGUAGUCGUAUCAAAAACAACGGCAAUCUUAGGACCGGUUGUGGCACCUUUCGUAGCUUGUAUGGGCACUUCCUUUACGUUAAAAUGUAGUCACAAGAUGUUGGAAUGUGCCAUACGUGGAACGGCUGCUUGGCAAUGCAUUGGUGGACUUAUGUGUGGUGGAAAAUCGACUUUGGGCUGCAUCAAGUCUCCGUUUUGA